Molecule: messenger RNA, 1152 nt
Organism: Pyricularia oryzae 70-15
Lineage: Eukaryota; Fungi; Ascomycota; Sordariomycetes; Magnaporthales; Pyriculariaceae
Exons: 2
Coding region: 1-333 (110 amino acids)
Source: RefSeq, a predicted model, not a curated record
AUGUUUCCCUUGCCCCCAAAUGUCAUCAGACAUCAUCAGCACUGCGGCAGGCAGGAACCAACCAGUCAUCGCGGCACGAGCAGGGACUGUGAGGCCUCAUUUGGGCCAAACAUUCAUGAGACCUCGUUCCCCAACUACUGCAAUGUCCCAUCCCCUAUUCGUUGCCAACAGCAGACCAACCGGGCGAGAAACCGCCUGGUCAGGAUGAUCAAUGGCAGCAGGGCGCGACAGCAAGUCAACGGCUCGGCAACGCCGCCAAGCGCGGUGCGUCGCAGUGAGGCCUUCGUACCAUCCAUCCACUGUGGUGGUAGGGAUUUGACGAAGUACUUCUGAGCAGACAAUCCACUUCGUGUCCGUCACUCCCUUUUCUUUUCGGGUUCCAAUCACUCGCGUCGCCCCACUCCCUUACGUACCAUUAGCCACAAAUGCAAGUUGCGUCGGCCAUUUGCGGCAGUGGGUUGGGAUCUUUCGUGUCCCUCACAUGGAUUCCAAGGUCCAAUGGUCCUUGGACCAGUACCAGGUGUCUUUCAGGCUCUUGACCAAGGUACUCUGCCUUCCAAGGCAGCUACGGCAAGUACUCCGUAUGAAGGCCAGCCUAGUGGAUAGCUAUGGUGGAGAGACACGCCCACAGUUGGGCAGGUACCGGCAACCCUAUCUUGAUGUACUAUAGGUAGGUAUUUCGUUCGCAUUUUGCAUUUUCACAGGAAACCUGUUGGGCUCAAGAAUGCCCGCCCGCUGCAUGUCAUGGUUUUCUAUAAGCGGCGCAAAGGCCUGCCCUGAGCCAAAAAUAAAGUGGCAACUUCGCGAUCGUCUCCCUAUUUUUGUCCUCACCAGCCCGCAACAAACAAACUCAUCCUUUAGCUUCCCUUGAAAGAUCAAGGGCUUAUUCCCAACACCUAGACUGAAAAUCCUAUCCAUGUAUAGGGACUUGUCUAUGCGCCCGCGCUAAUCCUCUAGUUCGUCAGCCCCUGCCGUCCCUGAUUGCUCCCAGCGCUAUCAUAUGCCCUGACCUCAUUUGCACACUUGCGUACCGUUUCACACCUGCCGUGCCUAGACUAUUCCGCGACGUGUACCGGCCAUGUGUCUUCCUCUUGCAUACCUAGCCUUUCUUGCAUUUUUCUACACCUAGGAAGGACAUUGCUGCGCAUGUAC